Messenger RNA from Paramuricea clavata, 5643 nucleotides. Lineage: Eukaryota; Metazoa; Cnidaria; Anthozoa; Malacalcyonacea; Plexauridae. The record is from the annotation of a GenBank genome assembly.
AUGGUCAAUGAUAUCAAGGCGGUGAGUCUCUCCAAUGAUUUAUCCAAAUUUGCUGAUGAUAUUGCAAUAAUAGCACCAGUUUAUGAUUACGAAAAUUCAGCUGAGGAUGAAGUAGAAAACAUGAAGCUAUGGUCAAACGAGAAUAGAAUGUCUUUAAACAUGGAGAAAACCUAUGAAAUGAUAUUUCGCGGAAAAGUGUCUACUCCCCUUCCGGAUCACAUCCCACCCAUAAAACGGAAAGAAUGGCUCAAAUUAUUGGGGGUCCCGAUGGAAGACAUACCUGGUAAAUGGGAUAAACAUUUCGAAGAGAUGAUGAAAAAAGCUAGUAGAAGAAUGUAUAUUCUAAGGGUUUGUAAACACUACGCGCUCUCUUCACAUCAAUUGGAUCUUCUCUUCAAUAGUCUUAUAGUCUCUCUUUUCACCUUUGCAGUCGAAGUUUGGGGUGGAGCAUCGUACAACAAAUACGUAAGUCAAAUUGAUAAGUUUGUCAAUCGUGCCUAUAGAAAUUGUUAUACAAGCAACAGAUCAGAUUUUAAAGCAACAAUAUCGAACAGAGACAAGAAAUUAUGGUCAAAAAUUAUAAAUGAUGAUAAGAAUGCCUUACGCAAUCUUUUACCUAGUAAGUUAAAUCGACCUUUACGACGGAGAGGUCAUGACUUUGAACUACCAAUUGUUAAAACUGAGAGGUUCAAAAACGCGUUUAUAAAUAGAUGUCUUUACAAUUUUAUAUACUAUAUAUCUAUAUUCUCAUACCUUAGAAUUUUAAAGUACUAAAAAUUGAUGUAAAUAACAGUAAGAAUCAAUUUUUUUAUUCUUAAUAUGUAAACUCAGACGUUUGAUUUGAGUAGCGAAAUAAAGACUUUUAUUAUUAUUAUUAUAUAUAUAUAUAUAUAUAUAUAUAUAUAUAUAUAUAUAUAUAUAUAUAUAUAUAUAUAUAUAUAUAUAUAUAUAUAUAUAUAUAUAUAUACAGUCCGAAAGACAUUGUAAACUUUUACUGUACAGUUAUCAGGCCCAUUUUGGAAUAUUGUGCCCCGGUUUUCCAUCACUCAAUCCCAUCCUUCCUGUCAGAAGAUCUUGAGAUCUAGACGGUACAAAAGCGAGCACUGAAGAUCAUUUUACCCGCGAACUCAUAUAGCGAAACUUUAGAAUAUUUCAAUCUUCAAACUUUGUUCCAGAGACGCGAUGAAAUGUGUAACAAACUUUUUACAAAUAUUACUAUCAAUCCUACACACAAACUGCAUAAUUUACUGCCUCCCAAACAUGAGUCGGUUUACCAACUUAGGAACAAUAGACUGUUUGAACGAUUCGAAACUAAUACAGAAAGAUUUAAAAAAACUUUUAUUCCUAUGUCUAGUAACUUAAGUUAAUGUAAUUUUUAGUACUAAGCGUUUUAAUGACCAUUUGUAAAUAUGCCUAAUUAACCCAUAUUCUAUCUUUUAAAUAAUGUUUCAUAUACUCUUGUAAAUCACGCAAUUCAGCUGUCCAGCUGCAAGGUGAAUCUUAAAUACACUACUAUCUAUCUAUCUCAUGUCACGUGCAGUGGCUGUAAACCUGAUAAAAGUCAUAAAACACUCCUAAUUAGUAUUCUUUAUAUAAAGAAUACUAAUAAGGCAGUAUCUAUUGUAGUCGUGUCCUCAUUAGUAUUCUUUAUAUAAAGAAUGCUAAUAAGGCAGUAUAUCUAUUGAAUUUGUAGUCGUAUUUGAAGCCGCUUAAUAAACUCGCUGGUCGUGUUUUAUUAGGUCUAAAGCCACUCGCGCUGAGCGCUCUGCGCACCAUUAUACCCUGUUCUUCCAUUUCGUGAAGCUUUCUAUUUACUUCAUCUUUCAUACUGUAUGGAAUACGCCUUGCUUUUUGAGCGACUGGCUGGACGUCGGGAUCGAUUUCCAAUUUAACUUCUUUGUCUUUGAGAUUACCCAUUCCUUCGAAUACGUUUUUGUGCUUAUUUAACACUGCUGAUACAUCUGGAUCAGGAUGAUCGACUGAGACAGAACAAACUUUCAGAUUGAGUAAUCCAAGAGUGGUGGAUGUUUGGUAGCUGAUUAGACAUGUACUGUUUGUAUUUGUGACGAGAAAUGUACCUGUUGUUGUACCUGAACUUGCUGUGAUUUGGGCUUACAAUUCACCGAUUAAUUCCAGAGGGGUAUUUGUUCCGUACGGAAAGACUUUCUUAUAUGAGGAUUAUACCCGGAUGUUUGGAUUCUUUUUUGGAUUUCUUUGAAAGCCGACUUAUUAAGGAGGUUCACUGAAGAUCCUGUAUUUACGAUAACUUUGAUCGCAACAUUUUCGACUGUGAUUCUUGUCACUGGCGGUUUAGUACUUGAGUUGAUUACAUAGGCAAAUUCUUCAUCUGUAUCGUCGAGAUAGUCAUGACGUGUUUGCGUGACUUUAUUUACAUCUUGCCUGGAACUUUGUCUCUGACCUAGCCUGUGUACAGCCGUUAUACUCUCGACGAAACGCGCGAGAGAACGUCUGUGAGUUGGAUGCAUAAUCCUUGUUCAGGUCACGUGGAUAGUUCCCAGAUUUGGGUACCAGCCUCUGAUUGGACAGUGCUUUAUUUGAAUAAUUUAUGACAAAUGAAGCUAUUUCAUUGGUUAAUUGAUAAUUAGCAUGCGUUUAAAAUAACAACACAAAAAUUUUAAAAUUCCAGGUCAAGAAUCAAGAUUUCCUUCGGGGCAUACAAAGGUUUGAAAGACUGGAAAUAUAAUCUGUUGAGUUUAAUUUUGUGCUGUAUCGAAGUUUAAGAAAAUCAAGAUAAAAUUCUAGUGUUUGGGCACUCAGCGAACAAUGCUGACAAAUAUAUAUAAUACUAGAAAAUACAUGCAUGCAGAAACCCUCACCUUGCUGACAAAACCAUUGUAUUUUCCAAACAUGAAGUAUCUAAAGUAGUUGUCAUGGACUCAUGGUAACACGAUAUUUUUUUAAGAAUAUUCUUACAAAUGAAAAAUCGCCUAAAAAUAUCACUUUUAAUUACAAAAUUAUCAAUUUCCCAACAUAUGUAUGUUAGGUAUGACAUACGUAAUAUAAGCUUCAAUUUAAGGUAAAAUUCAACCACAAACGCUUCGCAAAACGUUUUAAAGUGUUCUUUAUAAAACUAAACUCGAGACUAAACUGCCUUUAAUUAAAUGGCUUUAUCGAUAAACUUUGAGUUUGCAAUAAAAUGAUUUCAAAUUCUCGCAUGCAAAUAACUUUGCUUUUUUUUUAUUUAAAAAAUUCAAAAAAAUGCUAAAAAGGAAUUAAUAUUAAAGAUACACUGAAAUUUAUAUAUGCUGUCUUGUUUAGUUGUUUCUUAUACGCAAAGGCCGUCGGGUUUUAAAGCAAUUAUAAAAUCAAUAUUUAAAACAAACUUACCUUCGUUAACGUCGGCUCCCUUCUUUUAGCCGAUUCCUUCGCCCUUUCUUUCUUGAAAUUUACAAAAUCUUGCAAAAAUGCCAGCAAAAAUGAAAUAUAUUUGCAAGAAAUUUAUCAAUCAUCAAAUCAAGAAAUGUUUGCUAUUUCGCUGUCGUCAUGCAGUCGUUAUAAUGCAAACUUCAUGGCCAGAAAUUCAGGACAUGCGCCCGCAAUAUAUCUCAGCGGUUUUUCCUAUGAAAAGUUAUUCAUACCUAACAAACGCAAGUUUUAACUAAAAAAAUACAUUUUGCUUAGUUUCUUGUUUAACUAAAGCAGAAAAAUACAUAUAUUAGGUAUUGACGGCCUUUUACAUACCUUUUAUUUAUUAUGAUGGGAUAUAAAGUGAUGCGCAUGGUAAACGACUCAAAUAUUUUGUGUAUACAUCGCUAUUCCUCCGUGUAGCCCACACUGGAAGAAAGCCUGGUUCCUAAGCUUCUUGUUGAUAUCAAACAUGAACGACAAUUCACGAAACAUCGUUCUUCUUGCAAUGUUUUACGGCCUAUCGACAGGGUAUUUAUGGGCAAAAUAUCAACAUUUUGUCCCGUAAAUUGGAACAAGUUAAAAAAAUCGUAUCACUAUGAAAUUAUGCAGACAAGCAGGGGACAACAUAUAUUUUACGACGCAAAGUCUGCAAAUUUCAUGAAGGGUUCGAGGGAUACAUGCGGCCAGAGCAAAAUGUACGUUUUGAACGAUUUUCUCAAGUUUUACUAUACUUUAUUAUACGCCGAUGUACUAUGAAGUGAACUUGAAUAAUGGAACAACUUAUAGGUAAGAUUCCGAUGCGAAACUUUUCUGUUUUACGGUCCAGAUAUAGUUUAUAUUAUUGCGAAGUCUGCAAAUGACAUAGCUAUUAUCAAACAAGUUUAAAUUUUAAAAAACCGCACCACUCCUAAUGAUUUAUAUAUAACAACAUGUACUUUGCACAUGCUCAGAAUCAAUGUCCGUAAUUUCUGGCCAUGACAAGCUUUAUUUGGUAUUUAGAGAAGCCCGAGGCCUGAAGCAACAAAGUACCUUCAUGCAGGAGCUUGUUAUCAUGUUAGAAGUGUUAGAAGUGCGACCUGGCUUGACACAAUUGCCGUCAACUGAUGAUGAUUCCCCUCUCUCCAUGUCGGACUGCGAGUCUCUGGAAAAUAUUUGCGACUAUGAAGAACUGUACCAUCACAAAGCGAAGGUCGAAGAGAUAGGUGUGAUUAAAAUGGACAUGAAGCUACCAAAAGUAAAGUCCAGUAAUAAAAGUAAACCUAUUACAAAAAUCUUUAAAGAUAGGACGUUUUCGCCAAGUUUAGAAGAUAUUAAAGAAGUGGAGGAACGGAGCAAGGAUGAUUGCGAUUCUCCGUACUUUUUGUCCAUGUCACAUGUACAUUAUGAUCGAGCAUUACACGGAGGAUUUCUGGACAAAGACACGGGAAGAAGGUUUAGGAAUGAGUACUGGAAGUCAUAUCAUCGUGGUCAGAAGAGGUCAUCGAGACGAACUAUCUCUUGGUGAAUGAUGGAAUGCUUCCAGGGAGAUUUCUUGUCAAGGGAGAUUUCUUGUCUGUUGUCAAGGGAGAUUCCUUGGGAUGACAAAUGAUUGAUUUGGGAAUGAACGUUUGAGAAAUGAUUACAGAAGUCAAGGCAAGCAGAGGCGAUAUCUUAGUAAAAUAAUGGGAUGUUUGCAAGCAGAAUUCUAAUUAAACCAUGGGGCAUGCCGGGGACUAGUUUCUUCGGUAGGUUUGUAAUGAGAUAAAAAAUAAACAAAAUUGUUUUUUUUUGUGAAAAAUACCACGUUACUUUAUUUGCAUUGAUGAAGAUCGAAUAAAUAAACGCGGUGCUCUCACAAAACUGUAUAUAAAUAUGUAGUUCCAACUAAAAUGGUAUAUCGAUUCAUGUAUUAUACAAGUUAUCUAGCACUGACAAAGUAGUGCACACUAUAAAAUCCAUAUCGUAUUUCAAACUAUAGAAUAAACUAUUUUGAUAUUGGUUAUGUUGGCUAAGCGAAUAGUUUAGAAUGUUGUGGUAACCAUAUACUUAGAGUAUAACAAACGUAAAUUAAUAAUUGUAACACUAACUCACUAAAGGCAAUCGCAAAGAGUAGCAAUUAUCUUGUAAAUAGAGUAAUGCCAAGCAUAACUUAUUGUACAUAUAUAGUUUCGGUCUAGAAUAUUUUGAACAUUUUCAUGAUUGUAUAAAAAUCAUUAGCAAUUUGGUUGUAAAUUUUAUGGAUAGUAACACCGAAUAUGGGAAUGAGGGAUGUAAUGUAAGAAAUUUCAUUGUGUG